AUGGCCAAACCGGUGCUGCUAAACAAGUACCUUCUGCUGAAGAGCAACUCUCUAAAGGUGCAAUCUAAGUUGAUAGAAAAAUAUUUUGUGGACCUAUAUAAGAGGAAGCACUUCCUAAAGGACAUGUUCCUCAAAUUUAAUAAUUUAAAAAGGAAAAAAAAAAAAUAUAUAAAUGUAAGCUACCAAGAGAUGACCAAAUGUCUGGACAAGUACUGCCACCUGUUGCUAGAGAAUGAUGAAGGAGUCACCAUCAAUUAUUUGUUUUUUUUUUUCCUCUACGCCAAUAUGCUCAUCAAAAAUGUGUAUAGCGCCAUGAUGGAGAGACCAACGCGAUGGAGCUUCUACCAGUUCGCUUCGCAUUCCAAGGAGAACUUCCCCACGUGUGAAAUUGCCUAUGAAAUUGCCUAUGAGAAAAGGGUGAACUACAACCUCUUUUUCUUUCUAACGAUUGAUGUGGAGAGACUCAUAAAAUUCGCCCUCUUCGUGUGUAACUCCUUUGCCAGUGCCAGGAGGAUGUGCUCUCUCUUCUUCAUUCACCCCCACAGGGUGCUCGUCCAGAACGUGGCCACGCAGUGUUGCCUAAAAAAUGCAUCCCCCGCGGUUCCGCCCAGUUUGGGGAAGGACCCCCCGGAGGGGAUCUUCACUCCGUCCUUCCUUCGAGCAGAUGCCCCCAAUGUAGGUGUGGCCCCGAGGAGACCCCCUUUAGGGCGGAACUACCUGGGGGAGAAACCCGCCGAACAACCCGAGGAGAAGCACCUCACGGGGGAGUUCCUCUUUUUCCUUACGGAUGUCGUGGGGAAGCUGGAGCAGCUGAAGCGAAGAAUCUCCCCCCCAGAGAGAAAGCAAAGGAAGAAAAAAACCUGCAAGUUGAAACUCCUCCUUUUGAAGUACGUCCAGCACGCGAUCGACACGCAGGAAGGGGUGGCGCCGCCUGCGGGGAGAGGUGGCCCCAGUGAGGUUUCCCCAGAGGUAACCGCUGACGUCAGCGCUGCUCAGCACUCCUCCAUCUCCACGAAGCAACCCGCUGACGAGAACCCCAGCGCGGAAGACAAAGAUGAGCUGAUCGACCUGUUCCUAUGCCUGGAAAAAUGCGACGACUAUUUCCCCUUCAUUUUUAACACCCUCUAUGGGUACGCCUUCUCAGCGAAGUACCCCUUUUUGAAUCGACUCAUCGUGGAGCGGUACAGCUGCGUUGAGAGGAUCUUCUGGGUGUUCCACCGGGAGGGGGGCGCCUCGGCGGGGAGCCUCCUUCAAGCGGUUAGCCGUGUAAGCGGUGUGAAAGCGGUUAGCCAAGCAGACAUCGUAGGUGAUGCUCACCAUGCAGACACCGCUAACCGCGUGAGUGACGCUCACCGUGCAGGCACCGCUAUCGACCUGCACUGCCUCAAGUACGGCGACCUGGAACGCCUGAACGGAUUCACCAAGUGCCUCCUCUACUCGGCCAUCUUCGACAGCCAGCACAACGUAGACUGCCUGCAUCUGUACCAGUUGGUGAAGGCACCCAAGGGGGGGGUAAACAUGAAUCCCCUCACGAAGAAGCUAAACAGGUUUUACUCCCCCCUUUUGGGAAAAGCAUAUAGUGCCUCCACCGAGGAAGCACUCAAUGAUCCGUUUAAAUCAAAAAGGAACAAAGUUAGUGCACCUCGGAGCUUUCCCAGGAAGGAAGAACUGCUGGCGUACCUCCUCAGGGAGACAACCCCUCUGGAGAGUCUUCUCGACGUAAUUGUAAAUUUAUUUAUGCAGGAUGGCCAUACACUCAGUAGGAUGACUUUGCAAGAGGUGAUCCUAAUCGUGGACACCAGCUAUCAGAGGUGCCAAGCAUUUCGAAGGGAAGGCCAGGCAGUCUUGGAGUAUUCCCUCCGCAGCUCUGACGAGGUAGACUUCUCCUCAUUUGGGAGACUGCCAAGCACCCUGCGUGGGAAUGUGGCCAAGUUAGGUGUGUACGUGAGGGCGAUCCAGGUGGUGAGGAAGGUGCAGCGGGUUCUUAAUGAGGAGGUAAGCCUCCCCAAUGGGGGGCUUCCCCACUCUGGAGGACUUCCCCACAAUGGGUCCCCCCCUGAGCCAUCCCACCGCUCCACAACGAAAAGCGGCCUCUGGGUGAGGACCCUCAAAGCGAUUCUGGCCGAGCCAAUGGGGGAGCAAGCCGUGUUGCAGUUCAUCCUGCAAAAUAGGCUAUUCAAGCAUGCCCCCUUCCUCCUCAAUUACAAGUUGGGUCCAAUCACCAGCGUCUCCAAAAGGGAGACCCUACUCAAACUGGAGAGGAGAUGCAAAGCAGCUUACAUUGUGCAUCUCUGGCGGAGCAACAACCCGAAGAAGAAGAAAAAAAUCAUUUCCUUUUUGAAGAAUCUAAAGGGGGAAAGGGAAGUCAAAGCUUUACUAAGCAGUGUGCUGCACGAUCUAGACAGCCAUAACUUGAAAGACCUUUUCUCCUUCGUUCUUCGCCAUUUUGAGACCCCCUUCGUGAAGAAGCUAUACCUGUUGGCCCUCGUUUCCCCCUCGUUGUGCUUGCACUCAAUCGGUAGAAUCAAAAUGAGGGACCUUAUUUCUUCCCUUCUCUGGAGAGAUAAGACAGAGCUCGUUAGAUUCAUCCUGAGGAAGGACCUGUACAGACCUCGCCUGCACACUCUCUUUCGUCACGCCUUUUUGAACAUCCAUCUGGAUUUUUCCAGACGUGUUUCACCCAAGGAGUCCCUUUCGAAGGAGGGCCCGACGAGGAGGAAACACUGCCCUGGGGGGACUCACCGAGAGAACGCCCUCCCCUACAGUUUGACGAAGUGCCUUUCCGUUUUGGAGCUGGCUGGCUUGGUCCGCGGAGAAGGCACUGCGCAGCAGGUGUACGAGACGUUUCUGCGCGUCACGCAGGUGCUCUUCGAUAGGGUGUGCGAUGGGGUGAGCGGUCGGGUGAGCGGUCUGGUUAGCGGUCAGGUGAGCGGUCAGGUGAUUGACCGAUUGGGCGAGCGCUUCCCCAACCGCUUCGCGGUAGGCUGCGCAAAGCUGAAGCGGCUGCCCCCAAUGAACCGCCCCUCAAAGGGGAAGACGCAGAAGGAACCGCCGCCACGUGGGAAGCUCAAGAAGAAGUUCAGUCUGUUCGGCCAGUUCUUCCACAAGCGCCUCAAUGCGAACGGGGUUAAGACAAAGGGGAGGAGCGCCAAUAGCGCGUACGUCAGGCAUUAUAAGAUAGUCCAAUCGGAGUCACCACCAGCACAGAGAUACCCCCAGAGCAGUGGAGGGAACCCCCCAAUCAGCCUGAGCAUCCUCAUAUACACCUUCUACAAAGUCUGUUUCUUCUUUUACGAAAGCUAUGGGGAGUUGAGAAGAGGAAGCAACCUUCUGUGCUUCCUGCUGCCCCAGCUGAUAUAUGUGCAGACGUCCCUUCGGUUCCGAGUGAACCUGAAGAAGGUCAUUAAGUUGAAUCUUAAGGAGAUGAUUGAUUUGCUGAGGGUGAAGAACUUUAACUUGUGCAACCAGCUGAUCCAUAGAAUCCAUUCCUGCUACAUCUACCAGGUGAAUUCCUUUGGCUUGUUAGCAGAACCCACUUUGUUCUUUCCCCUGGAUAGUGCAAAACGGAGAGGCAGCAAAUACAAAGCGGUGAAAAAUAUCGUGUCGCUCCUUCGAUGCAGCGAGGGGGGCCUCCCCAGAGGAGGGCUCCCCAAAGAAGAGCUUCCUUUGCGGAGGGUGCACAACUAUUACGUCUACAGGUGCGCCCACUCAACGUGUGUGUAUAGGCAGUUCGUGGAUGCGGCAGGGGUUGUGGCUGGCGAGUUGGGAGCAGGUCAAGGGAGAGGCCUACCUCAAAGGGGUGCCAUGAAACGAAGCAGAGAGAAUCGCAGCGGAGCGAACGCCGUGGGCGGAUCGGACCUACCGCUUAAACUGCAGCGACUCCACUUCAGCGUGCUCGCCUUCCACGUGGCGCUACUCUACAAGUGCGGCAUGGACCUCUACGUGUCUCUGAACCUGUUCUUCUCCUUCACCUGCACGUACCACUGCUCCAGCAAUGUUUGCAAGAAAUAUAGAGAGCUCAUCACCUUCUUUGCCAAUGUGAAUGUGCAUAAGGGGGCCAAAGUCCUGGGGAGGGUGAGCACUCACGUGGGGGUAAACCACUGGCCAGCUUAUAAACUGAUGAGGAGAUGUAGCAGAAUUGAUAUGCCUGCCUCGAGACAUCGCCCAGGGGUGCUUCACAAAAUGGUCCUUCAAGUGAACUCUGGAGGGGGGAGCCACCCCUGGAAGGGCUGCACCUAUUUGGGGCACAUCCGGCUGGAGCCAAAAAAAAGGGAUUCACUCCCAAAGGGGGUAGAAGACCCCUCAAUUACCUACCACCUUGUAAGAAGCGAUGAUGGGGCGUCUACCCACCAGGGAGUUGUUCCCAACCGGAGUGGCAACCUCCUUCCUUCUUGCAGACUGAACUGGGUGGACUUACUCUGGGGUGGCGCCUUCAACGUCUCUGUGAAUGGCACCUUCAACGUCUCUAUGAAUGGCGCCUUCAGCUCCUCUGUGAAUGGCCUUUACUCCCCGUCCGCCUCAAUCUACGUGAGAAGGCACCUCCUCACCGGCGUAGCCUUCGCCUACCUCUACGGCUACCACAAUGAUGUGCACUUUGGAGGGGACUGCCGAGAGAUUCCGUCCGUCAGCGCCCUCACGCAGAAGGAGCUCCUUCUCUACGUGAUGGGUCGUGUGCAUAACCCCUAUGUGGUGAUUCGCAAAGGGGUGCAUCCAGCGGAGGGGAGACCACUCCGUCUAAGAGGUGGACCACAGUCAGCAGGAGGAGGCCUCAAACGGGGGACAACCCAUUGGGGAAAUACAACAAGGAGGAGACUCUCCAGUGGGGGGGCAAACAUGACGAGGAGGGCCGACCUCUCGCGAGCGGACCAACUAAGGAACACUCAGAAGACCUUCACAUUUUCAAAUUAUUUAAAACAGAAGAGAGCAAAUCGAAGCAUCAACCUGUUCGCCUACAAAUUGGAAGCCUUCCAAGAAUUUAUAAAAAUGAUUUACAACGAGUCUUUGCAAAGAAAUACGUUCGAGUACUUCGCAUCCGUUCAGCUGGCCAAUCAUUAUGAGCGUUUCUUCUAUAACAUGGGUGACCCCUGUACAUACCCCCUUUGCUAUGCCCAUCCGUGCAGCAACUUAGCUUUGUCCCCUCAGUACUUUAGGGAGAGCUUCCACGAGGUGUGCGCACAUAUGGCUCUCUCGACAUGUGAUGGACGGGUGGAUGGCGGCGCCCGUGCGGGGAAGGCGAGGAACCUCCUCUUCGCCACGUCUCUGCUGUUGCCCCACGGCUCUCGGUGA
Plasmodium vivax (malaria parasite P. vivax) is the source of this 5286-nucleotide messenger RNA. RefSeq lists its product as hypothetical. Lineage: Eukaryota; Apicomplexa; Aconoidasida; Haemosporida; Plasmodiidae. The record is from RefSeq and is a predicted model, not a curated record. Bases 1 to 5286 code for a protein of 1761 amino acids. The transcript has a single exon.